AGAGCAAAUGGAGGCUCAGGACUAUUCCCUCGCCUUGGUGGUUUGAUUGGUUGUCACCGACGACCAGGUGUGCCUGCCAGUCAAAAUCCCGUCGCUGUUCGCACCUUUCUUGUUUACCUUUUCCCGCGCACACUUUCGUUACUCUUCAAAACACAUCACUCUCGUUUCUCCAAACUUUUCCUUCUACACGAAUCAUUCAUUCUCCAUCCAUCGGUCUUACUAUGCGUCUGGCGACUCCUCUCACAGCAUUGGCCCUUGUUGGCUGUGCUUUCGCUGACAGCGUUCUCCAGAACGCUUGCUCUUGCGAGGCUGUCACGGAAACUGUCACUGUCUCGAUUUGCCAGAGCGGGACCGCUCUUGCCUCUGCAGUCAGCUCCAAGUCAUUCUCGACUAUCACAAGCUACUCUACCCUGACCAACUUUGUGACUGUCACUCCCUCGCAGACUCUCGCUGGCCCGAUCUCCUCAUCGGCCGCUGUGCUGUCUUCUAGUUCGGGCUACUCCUUCAUCGCUCAGGAUAGUACAACCAGCUGGAUCGGUGGCGCUUCUCCUGAUGCCAGCUUCAGCUCAUUCGUCACCGAGACCGUCCAAGUGACCGUCUUCCCCGUUCCCAGCGGUGAUGCUGAAGUCACGAUCACUCAAACUACGAUCCUCACCGUCACACCACCUGCUGUAACCUCUUUCGUGCCUCAGCCCUCAAUGGUUUCGGCUGCUUCCUCGGAAGAUGAAACCACGACUUCAACUGUGACUUCGUACCUCACCAAGAGCGUCAUUUCCGUUCACACGGUCUACUUGACUUCCAAGCACUCCAAGUCCGCUACAUCUCACUCGAUUCACACUGUGACUGGACCUCCAACCUCCACUACAAUCACAGUCAAGGCAGCAUCCACUUCAGAGUCAGUCUGCUCUGUCAGCUACGUUGAUGUCACAACCGACAUUACCUACACUGUUCUUGCAACUGCAUCUGCUGGCUUUACAUCCGCCCUGAACAGUGCUGGAAACCUUAGCUCUCUUGCUGGAGCUGCAUCUGCCUCAAAUGCUACUCUCCAUCACUUUACCACGCUUACCGGAUCUUCGCAUCAAUCAUCUUCUUGGUUGGCCGGCUGGAGCUUGACAGAUUCAGUGGCAUCUCCUACAAUUUCGCUGAUCUCCUCGGUGUCUAUCAGCGCCGUGUCACAACAGGCCCCUGGAAAGAACGGCACCUUAAGCACAGCAUCGGUCACUGGCUAUGUACCUUUCAUGCCAGGCCCUGUAAUGUCUUUGAGUGCGAUUGCGCUGCUACGUCCCUCUUCGACUCUGACCAAGAUGUACACCAACACUUCCUCUGCGAUGCCAAUGCCUACCGUUUGCGGUGAGCAUGGAAACUUCACCCUGAACGUGAGUACUCAUUUUACCAAAGUUGCUUAUGUGACAAAGCUGAUACCACAUACAGUGGGAAGACGGUCCCGACUUCGCAGAGCACACACGACUCAUAUCUGAGCCUAGCGCCGGCCCACCCAUCUUCAACCCAUACCACCACAUGUACUUCUCAAAUGGCUUUGUCUACGCCGCUCCUGGCUCUAGUCCAUUUGGAGGUUCCGCGAGCGAUCAUCGUCUUGUAAUGUUUGUGGCCAACGAUACCGGUGACAGCGAUAACCACAACGAGGGUGGACAGCUUCCUGG
This is a messenger RNA of Aureobasidium subglaciale EXF-2481, 1661 nucleotides long. RefSeq lists its product as uncharacterized. Lineage: Eukaryota; Fungi; Ascomycota; Dothideomycetes; Dothideales; Saccotheciaceae. The record is from RefSeq and is a predicted model, not a curated record. The coding region runs from base 222 to 1478 and encodes 418 amino acids. The transcript has 2 exons.